Malus domestica (apple) is the source of this 1710-nucleotide messenger RNA. Its product is annotated as pentatricopeptide repeat-containing protein At1g08070, chloroplastic-like. Gene Ontology annotation, molecular function: protein binding. The record is from RefSeq and is a predicted model, not a curated record. Lineage: Eukaryota; Viridiplantae; Streptophyta; Magnoliopsida; Rosales; Rosaceae.
AUGUCUCCCAAACCCUCCAUCAUCAAAUCAAACUGCAACCCUUUUGAUGAAAUAACAUCACUCUUGCAAAAAUGCAAACACAAAGACCAUCUCCAUCAAAUCCAUGCACGCAUCGUCACCACAGGCCUCGUCCGCAAGCCUUCUGUAGCAAGCAAACUUGUUGCAUCUCUUGCCUCCAUUCCCCUCCCCGCCACAAACUCCGCCGCCCGCUCGAUCGCCGACGGAGUCAAGGGUCUCGAUUCCUACACCUGGAACACCAUCAUCAGAGGUCACUUGGCGGGGAAUCAACCAAAAGAAGCGCUUUUGGUUUAUUCCCAUGUCAGAGGGAAGGGUCUGGAGGUGGAUAGUUAUACCCUUCAGUUUGCUAUCAAGGCCUGCCGCCUGAUGCCAUUGGUUCUUGAAGGGAAGCAGUUACAUAACCAGAUUUUGAAACUGGGUUUUGGCUCCGAGAUCAUAAUUCAAACUUCCCUUGUGAAUUUGUAUGGUUUUUUCGGUGAGCUUGAUUGUAUGCAGCAAGUGUUUGAUGAAACGCCUCAGAGAGAUUUAGUCAUGUGGAAUUCGGUUGUUGCUGCAUAUUCUCAGCACAAUUUCCCUUACAUGGCACUUGCAGUUGCCAGUGCCAUGGCCCGUGAAGGUUUGAGACUAAAUGGGUCGAGUGUCGUUAGCUUGCUUUCCGCUUGCUCGUUUUUGAAGGCGAUAAGGAAAGGGAAGGAAGUUCAUGGCUAUGUGAUUAGAGGACAGCUUGUCGAUAAUCAUGAUGUUUUUGUUUACAAUGCUUUGAUUAGUAUGUAUUCAAGAUGCGGGGUUUUAUCAAGUGCUCGUCGGAUAUUUCAAACGAUGCCUAUGAAAAAUGUGGUUUCUUGGACUUCUAUGAUCAACUGUUAUAGCGAUAACGAUCAUCUGAAGGAGGCAUUCUGGUUGUUUGAACAGAUGGAGUCUGAGAAAAUAAAACCAGAUGAGAUUACCAUUUUGGGAGUUAUUUCAAUGUCCUCGAAGUUUCGAAGCUUCAAGAUCGCCGAGUGGAUUGACCGUUAUGUCGAGAGAAACGGGUUUAGAAGUACAGGGAGCAUUGCCAUGUUAAAUGCACUGAUGGACAUGCAUGCCAAAUGCGGGAACAUCAAGAAAGCUUGUGAAAUUUUUUAUGGCAUGGAACAGAAAUCGUUAAUGUCUUGGACUACCAUCAUACACGGACUAGCGAUGCACAGCGAUGGAAAGCAAGCGCUGGCUAUGUUCUCUCAGAUGCAAAGAGAAGGGUGUAAACCAGAUGGGGUUGUAUUCCUCAACAUAUUGUCUGCCUGCAGCCACGCAGGAAUGGUGGACGAGGCGCGGAAUUGUUUCAAUUCAAUGGUAAACGAUUGCCACAUGAAACCGCGGAUGGAGCACUACGGUUGCAUGGUUGAUCUACUAUGCAGAGCUGGAUUGGUGAGUGAGGCAUUUGAGUUUGUUCAGACCAUGCCGGAUAAACCAGAUACGAUGAUAUGGCGAAUGCUGCUCGGGGCAUGUCAAGGCCAAGGAGAUGGUAGUUUAGCAAGACGGAUUUUGAGCCAGUUACGUGAGAUAGGGCCGAAAAACAGCAGAGACUACGGACUGCUAUCAAAUUUGUAUGCCGCCAUGGAUGAAUGGGAUAAUGUGAAGGAGAUAAGAAGGGAGAUGAAGGAGAAGGGAGUAAUAAAAGAGGAUCCUGGGAGCAGUUCAAUUGAGGUUUAUUAA